AUGGUGGAGGCGGCGAGGAAGAACUUCGAGUCGCUCAUGGCGGAGAUAAGCUCGGACGAGGAGGCUCCAGUGACCAAGCAGGAGGAAAAGAAAGAGGAGCAGCAAAGUCCUCCUCCACCGCCCUCCACAGAGACGAAGAAAGAUGAGGAGAAGGAGGAGGAGGAGGAGGAGGAGGAGCCUGCAGGUUUCAAGUAUGCAGCGAGCGGCAAGGGGAAGAAAGGGCGCCAGCAGAAGAGGAAGGAGGCGAAGGCGGCGAUGGAGAAGAAGCGGCAAGAGGAGGCGAAGGAGUCGAUGAAGGGCUGGGUGGACCCGAGAGAGGAGGAGGACAAGAGCAUAGCGAAGCUGCUCGAGCCGCUGGGCAUGCGAGUAAGGGACAUCAAGCCCGACGGGAACUGCCUCUACCGCGCGCUCGCGGACCAGUGCCGAGAGCAUCGGGACUCUCUCCCGGAGCAGCUGGGGAAGGAGGUGGAGAAGUGGGGGGGAGGAGAUGAGGAUGGUUACCGCAGCCUCCGCCGGGUGGCCGCAAACUUCCUGAGGUCGCACCAGGCAGAGUUCGAGGGGUUCGUGGAGGAAGCGGACUUCUCUUCGUACGCGCGGCAGGUGGAGGAGACGGCAGAGUGGGGAGGAGACAUCGAGCUCAUGGCGCUUGCUCGUGCCCUGCAUGCCAACAUUCACGUGUACAGCGCGAGGAUGGACGAGCAGACCUUCAGUCCCUUCUCCCCCUCCUCCGUCCACCUCCGGCUCUCCUUCCACCAGCACGCAUACAGCCUGGGGGCUCACUACAACUCCGUCGUCCCUGCUUGA
This is a messenger RNA of Guillardia theta CCMP2712, 804 nucleotides long. RefSeq lists its product as hypothetical. The coding region runs from base 1 to 804 and encodes 267 amino acids. Gene Ontology annotation, molecular function: cysteine-type deubiquitinase activity. Gene Ontology annotation, biological process: protein deubiquitination. Lineage: Eukaryota; Cryptophyceae; Pyrenomonadales; Geminigeraceae. The record is from RefSeq and is a predicted model, not a curated record. The transcript is spliced from 2 exons.